Messenger RNA from Daktulosphaira vitifoliae (grape phylloxera), 3241 nucleotides. RefSeq lists its product as uncharacterized. NCBI's taxonomy places the organism in Eukaryota, Metazoa, Arthropoda, Insecta, Hemiptera, Phylloxeridae. The transcript is spliced from 2 exons. The record is from RefSeq and is a predicted model, not a curated record. The coding region runs from base 33 to 1721 and encodes 562 amino acids.
UAUUUAAGUUUUUUACGUUAAAAAGACCAAAUAUGAUUAUAAUAAAAAUGUUAUCUUUACUGCACAUUAAUUUAACGUUUGGAUCAAUCUAUAAUGAUUUUCACUGUAAUUUCAUCAAAUAUAUGCUAAAUUUUUUUAAUCAUAAUAAUCGAUAUUUAACAGAAAUUAUUGAAAACGUAGAAAACUAUAAUGUGCUUAAUUUGAACACAUAUGGCGACACAAUAAAAACUCAUGGUGACAUUGUACUAGUAAUGUUAGAUGUUUUAAGGGACACUAAUAAAACUAUGUAUUCGAAUGAAUUGACAUCAGUUAAUUUAUACUUAAAUAAUGUUUCUAAGUAUGUAGAUUUCUAUGCUAAAAAUGAUAAGGGAAUAUUUGAUAUGUCAAAUCAAACUUCAAGUGUUCUUAAAGGUUACUUAAUGUUCCAUAAUUUUUUUUUAAAACAGUUUGAGAAGAGGUUAUUGAAAUAUUGCGAUAAUGUGAUAUAUGACGAAGUAUUUAUUUAUUGUCCUGAUUACAACGAUUCAAGAGAAUAUACUUUAGAAAAAUUUCAAUAUGUUUCAAAUAAACUUAAAAACCGAUUAUUACAAACAGAUAAAGAACAAAACGGCAAAGAUGAUAAUGUAAAAAAUUUAAAAUACAGUAAAGUGUAUAAAGUUUUUAAUAAAGCUAUUAAACGGUCUCAAUACUGGGAAUUCUUACCGACAAAUUUAAUAUUUUAUGACUUUAUGAUGAAAAAUCUCAAAAUUGCCGAAAAAGAUUUAAUAAUUAGUUUUCAAGAUAAACAAUAUCCAAUAAUAAUAAACGGACGGAAUAAAAAUGUUUUAGAUAUGAUUCGAUUUGCACCUCUCACUAUGAAAUGUCCUAAUAAAAUUCAAUUGACACUUUUUGACAUAUUUAGAUACGUCAAAUAUACUUUUUAUAGAAAAGAACUAGAUAUAUUUCUUACGCUAAUACUUACUGCAACGUUUCGUCCCAUAGCUUUAAUAGUAAGACUCUUUGUUAUAAUUCUUAGAAAAUUAGUAUACAAAUAUAACUUUAUGAGUAACGAACAAGAAUAUACAAAAUACUAUGAAAAUAUCAUUUCAAUCGGUAAAAGAAUACUUGAUUGUUUUCAACAUUUUGUCGAUUUAAAUCUUUUUGGCUACAAACCAAAACAACUUUUUUUAAUAUUUUUAAAUAAAUUGUCUAACUGCUUUAACCACUUUAUUCAUAAAAGGAAUAAAGAUCUAUUUUAUUCGUGCACUGAUUUGCAGAAUUCAAUUAAAUCAUUUUUAUAUCAUAACAGAUUAAAAGUUAAUAUUCUAACUGAGAUUUUUACAAAUGAUAUUAUUGACCAUUUCUUGAACGCAUUGGUUGUGAAUCUGGAAGAAACAGAAGAAUUUGUAGCAGAAUUAAAAAAACAUGUUGAAUUCUUUAAAGUCAUCAAAAAAUCUUAUAUUCAUUGCAAGUUGUAUUAUGACAACACGUAUAUUUUUAAUAAAUAUAUAAUAGAUAUUCUUUGUGAAACUAAAGAUAUUUACACAAAACUAUAUGAGCUCGGCAGUAAUGCUGCAAUUCAAAUCGGCGAUUCCAAGGAAAUAAGUAAUGCUGAUGAUAAUGAAAAUAGAAACAAAAUUUUCAUGAAGCAUCAAAAUCACCCUGACGAAAAUAUAAUGAAUAAUAAUAGAUUCGAUCUAACAUCUCCUAAGUACUUAAUAGAUUACAUAUUGUAUAUAUAAAUUGUACUUAAUAUAAUAUUUAUAAAUAAUUAUUUAAAAGAGUGGACUUUGGGAUUUUUUUUUUAAAUUAUAUUAUAAAUUAUUAAGUGGAAAAACAUAGAAGGUACAUUUUUUUUGUUUAUUAAAUUUUAUAGUUGAUUAAUUCAGACUAUUUAACUUUGCAAUUGUUUUGAAAAGUUAAAUAUCUUAUUAAUUAUUAGGUAAAUAAUUUAUGCGCUGAGCUCACCGUAUAACGGCUAAGGCCGUUCCCUCUCCUUAGAUAAAUGGGUGGUGUAUAUGGUUGGAUUGGUAUAGAUCGCGACGAAAUGCAUAUUUCCCCUUUCCAUAGCCUGCUAGGAGGUUAAGACUAUAGUCAUAAAUGGGAGGGAUCCACUCUCUCUUUGCUAAUACAGUAAGUAUCACAGAUAUGAGUGUUAAGAUUAAAUUUAUAUGUAGGUGUAUGGCAGUGGCUUACACAUAAGAAGUGGGUAUAUGCGAAACCUAACUACAGCUAUUUAUGUGUCAUGCAUAAAUGCAUUUAUGCAUUUCACUAUAGUGGGUUCCCCAUUUUUGACUGGCAGAUAUAUUAUAACAUUUGAAUUACCUCUUCAUAGAACGAAAGUAAAAGUAGUAAUUACUCGUUUUCUAAUAUAGACGAUAUUUUAUUCGGUGUAUACAAAUAUUUCCUUUAGGCGGGAAUUCAUACAUUUAUUUGGUACUGACAUUAAAAUGAAAAAAGCAGUAAUAAGCCCGUAAAACUUAGAUCAACAUUGUUUUAAAUGGGGGAUAUUAACAAAGAUAUUUUCUUGUAUGCCAAAUUAAUGCAAUUCUGAGUGUCAUUUACGAUAUUUUUGGUGCUUUGUUCUAAUCUAAACUGUAGAUUUUAUAUGUGAAAGAUCUGCCCUGUAGUUGGCCCAGUUUAUACUUUUAGGGUUCCUAUACUACUUCAUUUCAACUUUGUUUAUUUUCAAAGUGAAGUAAAUGUGCUUAUGAGCAAAAUAGAAGUUUCAAAGAACACUUUUUACCCUUCUAUUAUCUGAAUUAAUCUCUAUGAGCAAACUGUAAAAUCAAUGACAUCUUAUCUGAUUACCAUGUAGCUAUGGUUCCUAAACAAGUGCUAUUUGUAAGGGUAUUGAUUUCUCUUAGCUAUAGAGUUCUUAGCAAUAUAUUUCUGGCCCUUUUACUUUGAUGUAGAUUUAUCUGCGUGAAUUAUAUAAUAUUCUAAUAUUGACCCCUGCAUGGUUUGUUAGGCUUAAAUUUAAGACGUUUAAAUUUAAACGUUUCAACAAUUACUCCCAGUAGUCUUGCGACUCCUGAUCUGUAUCUACUGUUAUCGCAUCUUUGCCAGUAGAUGGUUCACUAAAAUUCCCGCUGUUCACAUUGGGGUUUUCAAUUUCAACGAUUCUUGUGUGAAAAGCCGUCAAUUUACGUAAUUGUACGUAAAUAUUGUUUUGUGGUUUUUUAAUGUUUUUAUUCAUGUUGCUCCCAUGAGCUGUCAAUAAAUACGGGUCCAUCACAGCAGAGCUCGAUACUGUGAUAAA